This is a messenger RNA of Letharia columbiana, 1290 nucleotides long. RefSeq lists its product as uncharacterized. Lineage: Eukaryota; Fungi; Ascomycota; Lecanoromycetes; Lecanorales; Parmeliaceae. The coding region runs from base 1 to 1290 and encodes 429 amino acids. The record is from RefSeq and is a predicted model, not a curated record. The transcript is spliced from 8 exons.
AUGUCGAAGCCCAAAGUCCGAAAACUGCAAGAUUACCCAAGGGGUUUCCCGAAAAUCUCCUGCUUCCUCGACAGCGACGAUGCCUUCAUGGUAUACCGGCGCUUCGGCUCGGUAUAUUCCCGCCUCUUGCUGUCUAAACAGGACGAGAUGAGCAGGAUGGAAGCUACACUUCUCGCCAUGGACCAAACAGAUCACGCUGAUGGCAAUGAAAGCUAUCUUAUGUCGAGACCUUUCGAUGUUGAGAGAGAAGAGAUUCCUGAGGUGUGGAAGGGGCAAUCGAGGGUAAAGCUGUUGGAGAGGAUGGAGAAGGUCGCGCUUGAGUAUGCGGAAUUACUGCUCAAAGCUCAAAAGCUCAAGGCAAUGGAUAGGCCGUCGAAUCGAGACUAUCGGAGCGUCUUACACUUCAUGGAGAAUGAUGGAGGUCAGCUUUUUGAAGAGGAUAUGGGAUUUAUAUAUGAGAAAGAAGAUCUAAUUACUUUGAGACCGGGCAGGGAGUAUGCUUGGCUCGAUGGACUGCUUGAGCGGACGUUGAAGGUGCUGCGGUGUAGGCUUAUCAAGUUUUUCUUCUGCCCUAAAGAGACAAGAGACAAGACCGACGACAAAGAUAUCCACUACUACGACCGCGAUAGAAUCUCGACUUGCGUGACGAUGAUGAUCACCACCAUAGUCUUGGCUCUCCUCGUGGUGCCGAUUUGGCUCCUCUACAGAUUCUCCAUUCAGGGAACAAUUGCCACAAGUCCGGAUACUAUCGGCGUAGUCCUUGUCUUUACCCUUGUGUUCUCUGCUGCCCUCACGGGCUUCACGAAGGCGAGACGGCAUGAGAUCGUGGCCGCAUCCGCAGGUUAUUGCGCCGUGUUGGUCGUAUUCUUGGGCAACGUGAACAACAAAGAUACUAGUGAUGGAACCGAUUGCGCACAGGAAACUUGGAAAUUAUACAUUGGACUGAGAAUACUCGAAGUGAAUUCUAAACAACGCGCCCCCUAUGACUCCGUAAGAUACGACGACAGGUACCUCGAGCCAAGGUACGCCACAACCUUGAGUGAACCGCGCUCCGCAUCCUCGGGCAAGUCGUCAAGCAGUCAAUCUGGCCGGUCUUCGAAUUCGGACAAGGUACCUCUUUCGAUCAGCCAUGGCUCCUCUUCGCGAGACGAUGGGAGGUCUAAGACAACAGACGAGCGUUACUAUCCUCAGAGCUUCCUCGACCACGGUCAGCCCCAGAAGAAGUCUCUGUCAUGCCAGACAAAGGAUAAGGAUCAGAGGUACUACACGAAUUCAUCUUAUUACCGAUAG